AUGUCUGAGACAAGUUCAUUACUCCCUGGGGAGUCCGACGGACUCGGACGUCGGACUCUACGGGACCGCAUUAUCGACGCUUUCCGUUCGUCGCCUCAAACCGGUCUUGGGGUUUCGACAGCUUCAAGCCCUGACAACCACACGGCACAGGACAGCCAAGCCGGCACCGGGGUUACGAGCGAACCAGACGUGAGAACCCGACUUCUGGAAUCAUACCUCCAAGCCGAUCCCCCGUGUGGGGAAAGGCGCUGCAGCCAUGGCACGUUCUCGCCACAGGUAGAAGAUAUGGGAAGACGUUCAUACAUUGGAGGGCGGGGCAAUGCAUUUGGAUAUAACGAACAGGAAGUGGCGGACGGGGCGGCCGGUCGUCCUAGAGGUAUAGUAGACCAUCUGGAGUCGGUCUCAGGUUCGGAGACUCCGUCACAGAUGAAAUCAUCUUUCACUUUUCCAAUAACCGACACGAAUAAACAAUACAUAUCCUAUUAUGUUCCCUUUUUCAAUUGGAUUGGACAGUAUCAUUGGUCAUUCCUGCGCGGGGAUCUUAUGGCUGCGUUGACCGUGGCAUCCAUCUACAUCCCGAUGGCCCUCUCUUUGGCCUCCAAUCUUGCCCAUGCACCACCCAUUAGCGGCCUCUACUCUUUUGUCAUCCAUCCCUUGGUCUAUGCCAUCCUAGGGAGCUCCCCUCUCUUGAUAGUUGGACCGGAGGCCGCGGGUUCCUUGCUAACGGGUGCUAUUGUCAAAGCAAGUGUCAUGCAAGGAAACUCAGGCGAGGACGACCCUACAGAAACCGCUCUUAUUGUAGGAGUGGCCACUGCCAUGUCCGGCGGCAUGAUACUGAUUGCUGGACUUACCCGCCUAGGGUUUUUGGACAACGUGCUCAGUCGACCAUUCUUGAGAGGAUUCAUCACUGCCAUUGGCUUUGUGAUUUUUGUAGACCAGCUUAUCCCAGAAUUGGGUCUGGCCGAGCAUGCCAAAGAAUCCGGUGUUAGCCAUGGCACUAGUGUUGAAAAACUGAUUUUCAUCUUUCGAUACGCUAGAGAGUGCCAUGGACUAACUGCCGUCGUUUCGAUCGUCAGCUUUUCUGUCAUCAUGGUGUUCAGAACUUUGAAAAAGAUGCUUGUGCCUCGUAUCCCCCAAGUCAUUUAUUUCCCAGACCGCUUCCUGGUUGUUGCCCUGUCGGCGGUUUUGGCUUGGCACCUCGACUGGGAAGCCAAAGGGCUCGAAAUCCUUGGACCUACAGAGGUCGGCUCUGGAGGACUAUUCGCUUUCACUUGGCCUUUCCAGCCUGCGUAUAUGAAACAUGUGCGCACGGCAUUGAGCAAAUCCUUUAUUAUCGCACUACUUGGCUUCUUUGAGUCAUCUGUUGCGGCCAAGGGGCUCGGCGAAGGCAGUUCUGCUGGCAUCAAGGAAAUGCACAUGAGCGCAAAUCGUGAGAUGGUUGCACUAGGCGUUGCCAAUGUCAUCGGAGGUUGCUUCUCGGCUCUUCCUGCAUUUGGCGGAUACGGGCGAAGCAAGCUUAGCUCACAGACAGGAGCACGAUCACCUAUGACUAGCGUUUUUUUGAGCGUCAUCACAUUCACAAGUGUCAUGGUGCUAUUGCCUUAUCUCUACUACCUCCCGAAAGCAGUCCUAUCCUCCAUGAUCUCCGUGGUAGCCUUCACUCUAGUGGAAGAAUGCCCGCAUGACUUACUCUUCUUCGUCCGCCUGCGGGGCUGGUCAGAGAUCGUCCUCAUGCUCCUCAUCUUCACAACAACAAUCUUCUACUCCCUAGAACUAGGCAUGGCGAUGGGAAUGGGCCUGUCAGUCAUAAUCCUCAUCCGACACGCAACGGCCCCCCGAAUUCAGAUCCUGGGCAAGGUCCUCGGCACACCCACGCGUUUCGACAACGCCGAACUCCACCCGGAAAACGUGGAGCUAGUCGAAGGCGCCUUGAUCGUCAAGAUCCCUGAACCCCUCACCUUUGCCAACACAGGCGAUCUCAAGAGCCGCCUGCGGCGUCUGGAACUCUACGGCUCCACUCAUGCUCACCCUUCUCUGCCGCGCAUGCGCGCGCCGGAGCAUAAUAAAAAUAUUAUUUUCGACGUUCAUGGCGUUACGAGUAUCGAUGGGUCUGGUACCCAGGUUCUCACAGAGAUUGUGCAUGCGUACGCGGAGCAACGCGUGAGAGUGUUCUUCUGCCGGUUGCCGAAUAGAAGUGUUUUCCGCAUGUUUGAGCGGAGUGGUAUUGUUGAGACAUGUGGUGGGUUGACUCAUUUCGUCCCCAGUGUUGAUGAGGCGCUGCGAUUGGCGGAAUCCGAGAACCAGACACAGGAGAUAUAG
Penicillium egyptiacum is the source of this 2319-nucleotide messenger RNA. The record is from the annotation of a GenBank genome assembly. NCBI's taxonomy places the organism in Eukaryota, Fungi, Ascomycota, Eurotiomycetes, Eurotiales, Aspergillaceae.